AUGCAUCUUCGAAGUAUUUUGGCGAUUUUAUUGAGCGCUUUCGAUUUUGAAUAUCAAGAAGAUGAACAAUUCGAGAUUUAUGGGAAGUUGACUUGUGAUGGAUAUCCAGCGGGAGAUGUGCAGAUUUUGAUGGUUCAGGAUACUUGUAAGCGUUUUGUAAACUGAAUUGCUAUGCAACUGAGUAAAAUUUACAGUUUCCUGGUUUGAUCGAAUUUUGAAUUUCCGAAAAACGAAUAAAAAUGGACAUUUUCGUAUGAUUGGUCAAGCUAAUCAACCCGAUAUUGAUAUUAUGUUAAUAAUUGAGCAUAGCUGUCAUGAAAAUCUUAAACUUUUUUCAAACGAGAAAGCCAAAUCUUACACGGAACUUCACAUCGAUUUCUCGAAAAUCCGGAAAAACGACGAUGUUUUUGAGAUGAAUAUCGAGCUUCGCGAGCACUCGGUGAAAAAUAGCAUUCCAUUUUUGUAUAUUUGGCGAGUGUUGGCCGAUUUUCGAACAGUUCUUCUCGGCGGUAAACGAAAAUGA
This is a messenger RNA of Caenorhabditis angaria, 523 nucleotides long. The record is from the annotation of a GenBank genome assembly. NCBI's taxonomy places the organism in Eukaryota, Metazoa, Nematoda, Chromadorea, Rhabditida, Rhabditidae.